Molecule: messenger RNA, 1942 nt
Organism: Conger conger (European conger)
Lineage: Eukaryota; Metazoa; Chordata; Actinopteri; Anguilliformes; Congridae
Product: T-cell-specific surface glycoprotein CD28
Exons: 5
Coding region: 242-859 (205 amino acids)
Biological process (GO): regulation of T cell proliferation; T cell receptor signaling pathway
Cellular component (GO): external side of plasma membrane
Source: RefSeq, a predicted model, not a curated record
CGCAGUGGGUAUGCUUGUGAAUCCUGCCGUUCACUGCAGUUCACAUCUUGCACUUAAAGAUUUUCAGUCCCAGACAGGCUAGGCAAGGUGGCUAUGGUACUGAAAGGUAAAUUAAGGAAAGGAAACACGCGCACUGCUUGAUCCUGAGGCGAGAUUUCAUAAGCUCCGCACAAAGAUAACACAGAGCUUAAGAAGAGUCUGCCGAAGUCUGGUUUCACUUCACAGCCACGGCGGAGAGAUAAUGAACAUCAUCUGGAUUGCCGCGAUCUUUCUGUCCCGCGUACUGCAGGUGGACGCCAGCACCGGCAUAUGCACCAACUGUUUAGACAUGCCCAUUCACCGCAUUACCUCCAGGGACAGUACGUCAGUGAGCUGCCCCAACAUGACAGGUCAAGAGGUCAAGUACCAGCUGUGGAGGAACAAGGAGGAGAUCCGCUCCGUCAUCUGGACGCCUCAGAACCACACCGUGCCGGAGUUCCAGGCCCAGAACCCAAACAGAAGUGCUCGCUUUAUCCUCUCGCGGCUGGCCGUGAACGACACAGGGAUCUACAUCUGCAACGCCGAGCAGCGUUACCCCCCACCCUACAUCGCAGCUGAAGGAACGCGCAACAUGGUCGUUGUCCAAGAGCUGCCCCCAGAGGUCAAGGGUUGCCCAGCAGAGAAAGCCUCCCAGGUGUGGAUAUGGGUAGUACUGGGGUUGGUGGCAGCUUACAGUAUAAUAAUGACUGGUGUCGCAGUGGGAUUCUGGCACAACCUGACGAAUAAACAGAACCUCCAGCAUGACUAUAUGAACAUGAAGCCCAGAGCAUUAAGGAAAAAACAGGGCAUUCAACAUCCUGUCAGGAAUGGCAAGUACUGAGGAGAGCAUUGUGGGAACUGAGGACUCUGGUUAAAGGUGCAGUGUAGGUACACUGCCUAUGAUAUGGCUGUCCGCAUGGACAACUACACUGGAUCAGGCAUGCACAGCCGCUAACACUGGAUAUUGUAGUCUGUUGUUUGACAUCAUGUUCUGUCCAAAAAAAAAAAGAUAAACAGCAUUAUAGGCAGCCAUUAUCUUAGACUCUACUGAGGGAGAUUGUUUCUUUUUUAUAUUUGCUUUAGAACCUUCAAGAAAUUGAGCUCAAAAAUUAAGAAUGAAAGCUAUUGGAACUAACUUGGUGAACUCCCAGGAAAAGGGAUUUGAUUAAAAAGUCAAAUUCCGAAGGACUCAUUGUUGGAAUAUUUGAUCAUAUUCUUGAUUCUGUUUAAAUAAAAAGAUGCCAAAUUAAUUUAAAUGAGGAAGUUAUUCGAAGCACUGUUGCUGGUUUGGUCAGCACAGCGAACGAAUAAACAAACACAAAAUGGUGGAAUGAAUAGGGAAUAGGGUAAAAGAGCAGGUGAUACAGAUCAGAUGGUUUCUGAAGAGAGAUGAAUGCUUUCAUUUCAUUUUAACGCUUUGUUGUUUGGCCAGCCUGUGUGGGGUUGAUUACACUAAUAUGCAACAUUUUAUUGCUAGACAUCAGAAAGCUUGUGUUAAUAGAAAUGUCCUGUACCCCACCAACCACAUUGUUAUGCAGUCAUUUAUGAAAGCCCUGAAUAAUGUGGGGGACUAUAAAUGGUUGAAACACAGGAAUUUUAUGGCGUAGUCAGUUAAUUACUUGUAGAAGCAGAACAAAAUAUUUUCUUAGAAUUUAUAGGACUGUCUGGUUUGUUAACCAUUAAGUCUGUGAUUUGUUGUUACUAUUUGAAUUAACAUUCAAAUUAUAUUGUUUUCUACUUAGCAGUAGCAAUAUGUGUGUGUGUGUGUGUGUGUGUGUGUGUGUGUGUGUGUGUGAGUAUGCAUGUGUGUGAAAACGUUAUUUGCUAUAACUUCUUUGAUCUAACAUGGAUCUCAAUAUCACAUUUUAAAAUGUAAAUAGUGAUUGCUGACUAUAAACUGAUUAAAGAGGUUCUUUAAAAGAUA